UUUAAACAGUUAUUAAUAAAAAAAAUCCGAUAUCCGUAAAUCUAUAUAUUUUUUCAUCUGAAUAUCAGGAAAGAAAUAUCCUUCUUCGUAUUGUGGAUUAAUUCCUUCUGAUCCGAUUCAAUCUUCGCAAAGUUUGUUAAAUUCUGAUUUUUACAGGCAAAAAGUUGAAAAUGCAGGGAGGCAGAGACCCCUUUUCCAAUUUUGGUAAUCCUUUUGGAAGCUUUGGUGGUUUCGGCGGAUUUGGAGGCCAGAGGAGUUUAUUAUCUGGCUUUUUUGGAGGCAGAGACCCGUUUGAUGAUCCGUUCUUCACAAACCCAUUUGGAGGCAUGUUUGGAUCGACCCCUUUCGGUCCUCGCGGAGGCCCAUUCAUGGACUCUCACAUGACUGGAUUUCUGGAACAACAGCCUUCUGUCCCUUUCCAACAGCAUUCUGUCCCCUUCCAACAACCUUCUGCCCCCUUCCAGCAGCCUAGGUCUAGGGGUCCUGUUAUUGAGGAGUUGGACUCUGAUGAUGAGAAGGAGGAAAGGGAUAUUUCGAAAGAUAAGGAACAGAACACAGAGGAGAAACAGAACAAGAGAAAGCAUGCUAGGUCAAGAACUGAGCCUUUUAUUGAAUAUCCAGAUGAUGGAGCAGGAGCAGAGAGAAAGAGUAAGCAAAUGGUAUUCCAGAAUGAUUUCCAGAGAGCAAAUAAUGUCCAACAGCCGCAAGUACGUAGCUUUAGCUUUCAGAGUUCUACCGUGUCCUAUGGUGGUGCAAAUGGUACCUAUUACACUUCUUCCAAAACAAGGAGGAGCGGAAGUGAUGGACUGACUUUCGAGGAAAGUAAAGAAGCUGAUUCAGCUACUGGGAAAGCAAGUCACAGGGUUUCAAGGGGAAUACAUAAUAAGGGUCAUUCUUUGUCGCGGAAACUCGAUUCAGAUGGCAGGGUGGACACCAUGCAGACAUUACACAACCUUAAUGAAAAUGAACUUGAUGGAUUUGAAGAAACCUGGAAAGGAAAAGCUAGAAAUCAGCUACCUGGCCUGUAUGGUGGGUUUAAUUUACAAGGUGAUACUGGGUCUGGGAGCAGUGUUCAGAAUGGUGUGAAUAGGGAUGGAUGGGCACUUCCUUCGACAGAGAGCGCACAUCAUUCGGGGAACCUCGGACAAGGUGUAGGUAAUGCUGCUGGCCCUUCCCAUCCAAUGCAUUCACGGAGGCCAAAAACAGAUGCUGGGAAUGUGAUGGGUUCUUCAAAGGGCACCACUGGUAGUAAUAUGGAGAGAGCUAAGAAACGUUGAAGCAUCUGUCGCAAAAGUUUCUGUGCUGCUUCACAAUGUGUUGUCAUGUAUAGCAGCUACUCUAGCAUCUUGUUAUUCUGCUUUUCUUUUGCAGAAAGCAGGCUCAUCUAUGCACCCUUAUCAUUCCCGCAUGCUACCAUUGAAUAAUCGUUGUAGCAGUUAAGUAGCAAAUUUGUGUAGCUGUUGUAAUGUGUGGCCGCUCCCGCCCUUUUUAUUGGGUGGUAUGAGAGAGAUUGGUCAGGGAUGGUUGAACAUAAUCACGUAAUAUUAGUAGCUUGUAAUUUUGAUCAGUUGAAUAUGUUUUGCAGCUUCAUAAA
Solanum dulcamara is the source of this 1594-nucleotide messenger RNA. RefSeq lists its product as uncharacterized. The coding region runs from base 171 to 1277 and encodes 368 amino acids. The record is from RefSeq and is a predicted model, not a curated record. The transcript has 7 exons. Lineage: Eukaryota; Viridiplantae; Streptophyta; Magnoliopsida; Solanales; Solanaceae.